Magnolia sinica is the source of this 1360-nucleotide messenger RNA. Its product is annotated as transcription elongation factor TFIIS-like. Gene Ontology annotation, cellular component: nucleus. Gene Ontology annotation, biological process: transcription elongation by RNA polymerase II; DNA-templated transcription. NCBI's taxonomy places the organism in Eukaryota, Viridiplantae, Streptophyta, Magnoliopsida, Magnoliales, Magnoliaceae. Gene Ontology annotation, molecular function: zinc ion binding; nucleic acid binding. The transcript is spliced from 2 exons. The record is from RefSeq and is a predicted model, not a curated record. The coding region runs from base 65 to 1210 and encodes 381 amino acids.
CUUUCUUACUCUCGAAGCGGCUUCAAAAAUCACAGAGAAAAAGACGUUUCUCUCUGUCUCUGUAAUGGAGAAAGAGGUUGUGGAGAUCUUCGAAGCGGCGAAGAGGGCGGCAGACGCUGCAGCUGCAGCCGCGACGGAUGGGGCGCAGUCCGGCGGACCGGACGAAUCUAGGUGCGUUGAGGCGUUGAAGCGGCUGAGGGAUCUUCCCGUCACGAUGCAGAUUCUCAUUUCGACGCAGGUCGGAAAACGCCUCCGUAGCCUCACUAAACAUCCUAUGGAGAAGAUCCAAGCCAUCGCUUCUGACCUGCUCGGCGUCUGGAAGAACAUAGUCAUUGAGGAAACAGCCAAAGACAAUAAGAAAAUCAGCAACCCCAGCAGUAAAAACUCUACUAAUCUCCAAGUAAGAUCCGAGAGAGCAGAGGCGGUAAAGAUGGAGACUGUAAAAGCCAACAAGUCCCAAAACCCUGAGCGGAUGAAGGCCGAAGACAAGUUUAAAAGAUCACAAUCCGUCAAGGUUGAGAAGGUUGUUCAGUCAGUGAAAGCUGAGAAGCUCUCAAGGUCAGAAUCUCUCAAGGUUGAGAAGAUUGGUGAGAAUGACAACACCGUCCAGGUUGAAAAGAUUCAUGAGGAAGAGAAGCAAGCUGCCCUGAUCAGAGGUGGCCCACCAAAGCUAACUUCGAUGAUCAAAUGCAAUGAUUCCAUGCGUGACAAGCUCCGUGAGCUUCUCGCUGAGGCCUUCUCCAAAGUCUCCACUGAAGCUGAUGAAGAUAUGAUGGAUCAAGUGAAUGCGUGCGACCCAAUACGAGUAGCUGUAUCAGUGGAGUCUGUGAUGUACGAGAAGAUGGGCCGCUCUAAUGGGGUGCAGAAGGUCAAAUACAGAUCCGUCAUGUUCAAUCUCAAGGACUCCAACAAUCCUGAUUUACGGAGGAGAGUGCUUCUGGGCCAUAUCAAACCGGAGAGGCUGAUCGACAUGACUCCUGAAGAGAUGGCUAGCGAUAAGAGGAAGCAAGAGAAUACUGUGAUUAAAGAAAAAGCUUUGUUUGAGUGCGAGCGUGGUGGGGCCCCAGAAGCUACGACUGAUCAGUUCAAGUGCGGCCGAUGCGGGCAGCGGAAGACGACAUACUACCAGUUGCAGACACGGAGCGCAGAUGAGCCGAUGACGACGUUCGUGACAUGUGUAAAUUGCAACCACCACUGGAAAUUUUGUUAAUGGUGAAUGGAGGCAUGUUCAUGGGCAGGACCAUCUUGGGAAGAAAUUUCCUCUAGUGAGUUGCAUUCUUUUUUAGAAUGAUUUGAGAUAUAGCCGUUGAUUUGCUUAGGAAAUCUUAUUUCUUUUAUGUAUUAAUCUUUUGAGUGGCUA